AUGAAAAGAAUAAAUAAAAUAAGGUUUGAAUUUUUAAUUUUAUUUUAUAUAUCAAAUAUAANAGGGCAAGAAGUUAAUCUCCUCCUAAAGAUUUCAAAAGUACUGCACUUCUUAACAAAAUUGAUGAAUAAUCUAAUUAACAAUAAUCGAAUUAACAAUAAUCUAUCAAAUAACCAUCAGAUAAUCUUACUUAAAAAUUUAUGUAACUUGGUGAAAAGUUUUCUUAAGAAAAACUAUCUUAAGUCAUUCCAUCUCCAUAAAUUGAAGAUUAUGAUAAUUUUAAAGAAAUCACUGAAAUGCUUACUAAAUAAGAAGAAGAAUUAUAAAAAUAGAUAGAAUAAUUAGAUACACAUAUCAAAAUGGAUUCUAAAUAAAGAAAAAUUAAUUUUGAUACCAAUAUACCCAACUUUACAAAUACAAAUAAUAAUAACCAAGAACUCUAAUUAUUAAAAUCAAAAUAUGUUCAAUUAGAAGAUUCAUACAAUAAAGCUAUCGAAGAACAUUAACAUUUAAAAAGAAUUAUUAGGUAAAGUGGUGAGUAGCUUAAAAAAUAGAAUUAACUUAAUCAAUCAGGAUAUAAAUAAUUAACUGAUAAUUCUCUUAAUCAAUCUACAAUCUCUAAUUAAGAACAAUUUGAAAGAACUAUUGAAAAAAAAAAUCAGAUUAUCAAAGAUUUAUCAAAUUAAUUAAUAGAAUUAGAAAAAAAUUCCAAGGCUUCUCUUAUUGAACAAUUAAGAAAUCAAAUUUAUAGAUUAGAAUAACUUACAAUAGAAAAAGAAGAAUAAUGGUCAAACUAAGAAAAAAUUUAUAAAGACAAGAUUUUUUAAUUGUUAUAAAAUACAGAGUGA
Molecule: messenger RNA, 848 nt
Organism: Paramecium sonneborni
Lineage: Eukaryota; Ciliophora; Oligohymenophorea; Peniculida; Parameciidae
Source: the annotation of a GenBank genome assembly